AUGGAACUCAUCGAUAACAUCGUCGCCACUCUGCUAGAGAAUAAAGACUAUCUGCCCCAUGUAUCUUGCGCCGUCACCGCUGCGCACGAGAAGAGCAUACCUGUCAUCCACAUCACUAUCGACUUCCGUCGCAACUAUCCCGAGGUCCCCCGCAUGAACCCCUUCUGGGCGCAUUUUGUCGACAGACGCCUUCGUCCGCGCCAAGGGCCAGCUAAACCAAGGCCUCAGUUCGUCCCGGAGGCCACGCCUCUUCCCCGAAGAGAUCGUUGUCUCAAGGAAACUCAUCUCGGCAUUUGGCAACAGCGAUCCGGAGGUCCUUCGGGGAUCGAUGGGGUCCGGAAUUUGGUAAUGGCGGGCGUGACGACCAACGGCGUGGUGUUGUCGACGGUGAGAGAGACAAUGGAUAAGUACUACGGGAUCACAGUCCUUGAGGAUCUGUGUGUGGACAGUGACGAGGAAGUCCGCCGGGCCUUGAACACAAAGGGUUUUCCGGUGAGUGGUGCUGUUAUGAAAUGGGAGGACUGGGUCGCAAAUUUGUAA
Colletotrichum destructivum is the source of this 540-nucleotide messenger RNA. RefSeq names its product Putative isochorismatase. Bases 1 to 540 code for a protein of 179 amino acids. The record is from RefSeq and is a predicted model, not a curated record. The transcript has a single exon. NCBI's taxonomy places the organism in Eukaryota, Fungi, Ascomycota, Sordariomycetes, Glomerellales, Glomerellaceae.